AUGGGCGAUCUACCGUCACCGCGAGUGACGCCAUCGCCCACCUUUUCCCACUGCGGAAUAGAUUAUGCCGGCCCCUUACAAAUCAUACCGUAUGUCGGUCGCGGUCAGACCUCGCGGAAAUAUUACGUCUGCAUUUUCGUAUGUCUCGCAACUCGUGCGAUUCAUUUAGAGUAUGUCUCUGAUUACUCAUCGGAGGGCUUUCUUGCGGCCUUUCGAAGAUUCGUUAGUCGACGUGGACUUCCAUCCGAUGUCUAUAGCGACAAUGGUACGAAUUUUGUAGGGGCCGACCGUGAGUUGCGACUCGCAUUUAUAAAAACAUGUAAAGAUCGCGCCGUCCACGAUCACCUUGUCACUGACGGUGUACAGUGGCACUUUAUACCCGCGGCGUCUCCACAUUUCGGGGGACUCUGGGAGGCGGGAGUAAAGAGUUUUAAAUAUCAUUUAAAGCGCGUUAUCGGAGGUCAUACUCUGUCGCAGUUGGAAUUCGCGACUCUUUUGUGCCAAAUCGAAGCCUGCCUUAACUCCCGUCCUCUCGCCGCAUUGACAAGCGAUCCGGACUCCUUCGAGGCGCUCACACCGGGGCACUUCCUGAUAGGUCGCCCCCUUUUGAGUGCACCGGGAGAGUCUGUCUUAGAAAUUAAUGAGAAUCGUUUGUCAGAUGGCAAAGGGUGCAGGCCAUGCACGAACAAUUUUGGAAAGCAUGGUCUUCUGAUUACUUGCACACGCUUCAUCAGAGGCAGAAAUGGCGAACGGUAG
Nylanderia fulva is the source of this 756-nucleotide messenger RNA. Lineage: Eukaryota; Metazoa; Arthropoda; Insecta; Hymenoptera; Formicidae. The record is from RefSeq and is a predicted model, not a curated record.